AACACCUCAGCCCUGGGAUGGUUUACCCCACACUCGUUAUACCUGGAAAUCUGUACCUACGACGUGAACUUAUACAUGAGCAGUAGUUUACUCAUCAGGAACGAGGACGAAUAUAUAUAGAUGUAGAUUUGAUAUCAUAAUAAGCCUUUUUCAAUAGGCCAAGAACAUUUCUAUUGCAGAAGUCUGGAAAAAGAAGUUGUUUUGACGGGUCAACAGACAACGGCUUGCCAGGGUUUAGAUUGCUUCGAUUCGACGAACCACAGAGGUGCACGGUUACCAUGUAUACAAAUACGAGGUAUUCUGGUAAGGGGGAAAUCGGGGCGCCUAAUAAUAUGUCCGACCCAUGUUGAGGGAUCUACGACGAUCUGAAAUAUUUGCAUUUCACUUUGGAAAGCUACCGAAUAGACAAGGGAUUCUGGUCUAUGUGCACUGGCAAUUUGGAAACAUCAAGUCAUCAGUAUACAUUGGUUUGCAAUGGAUUAUGCAGAAAGAGGGGGGAAACAAAGACCCCGACCAAAGGUUUCAUGGAAGUUUUUGACUGUCCUCAUUGUGUGCAUUGUGAACUCGAUUCUGACUGUCGUUCUGUGGACUCUGCUGAUUCCUUUGCGAGAGGAGGUAAAGACGCUGCAAAAACACGAGGUUCAAGAUGGCGUAAUUGGGGUCAAAACUGGCCUUCUCGGAUUCAAAGAUGGCGUUUCAGGAGUUUUAGAGUUUGAUGACAGAUAUGGUUUCCCUGUUGAGGACGAUUCCGGUGAAGAAGUUGAAAGGUCAUUUGAUGAACAUUCCUCAAUGGAUCCACAGAGAACAGUCAUCAGAGUACGUCGGUCUAAGCGCUGGAAAAAGAGUGGGAAAAGACGUGGAAAAAAGGAGAGCGGGAAAAAGAGCGCCGAGAAAAAGAGUGGUAUAAAAGAGAGCGGGAAAAAGAGCCGCGAGAAAACGAAAUGCAAGGAAUGCAAAUGUUCUACACAAAAGCACAAGGAAAGGCAGCCAUGCAAAAAAUGCUGCAAUCGAAAAGCCCGAAGUCAAGCGAGGGAACAAUCCGAACAGCUGCAGAAUAUGCAAAGUAACCUUACGGCUUUGAAUGAUAUGAUUCAGAAGAUACUGGCGAAAAGUUCGAGAGAAGAAAAUUUCUUUGUUGAAGCCCAUGAUAAACUGUAUAAAUCCCGCCUGGGACAAUUUGUAGGAAGCAACACUCCAAAACCUGAGUGCGACAAUAAGAUUAAGAACAACGACCGCAUCUUAACAUCAAAAGAUGGGAGGGUGUGCUUGUGGCAGUACGCGGAGUGGAUGUCUAACGACGCCAAGAAACUCUACCAGUUGGAUGACCUUCAGGGCAGGGUCAAGGUCACCAUGAGUGGCGUGUAUUUUAUAUAUGGCCAGCUGAUCCAAGAAGACUUUGAUGAUUACGCAUCCGCUAGCAUAGUGGUCAGCUCAGGGACGAAUAAACCAAGGCCAACAGCACAAUGUUCAGAGACGGCCGGCUACAAGACUGCAAGGGACAGCUCAACACAAAAGGAUACAUUAGUGGAAUCUAUCCGUACUUGCUAUAUGGGAGUCUUGGCAAGACUUGAGGCCGGGGCGCAGGUGUACAUUAAGCUGAACACAAGAACGCCGCGGAAGACCUGGCAUGUCGCCGAAACUGCCUACCUCGGACUUAUCAAAUUCUCUUGAUUGGGUAAAUAUGCAUAAUAGUUUUCAGCGAGAGGCAGGACCAUGUGCAUAUGUUUUGAAACUUCCAAUGUGUUCAGUGAGAUGGAAAGACAGUGUACAUAAAUUUUGUUCCUUUCAAAUCAAAGCAAAUUGAGUUGAAGAAAUGUCGUUGAAAUCAACGUGCGUACUCGAUAAGGACAAUAGUUGCCAAAAAGUCUCCUGUAACAGUCUACCUCUGUUUAAAUGUACACCCUGGAUGCAGUGGAUUGGCUUCGACCCUCUCCCAUCCAUGAGAAGACUAUAUUUGGGACAUGGACCACCCCGAGACCACCUCUGGAGGCCACCAGUAUUUAGAAGGGCGAGCGCAACCUGUCUUUGUCGUGCACUCAGGAUGUUCUUGCGCAAACGUUUUCAUUCAGGCACAUACUAUGUAAAUAAU
Molecule: messenger RNA, 2089 nt
Organism: Lineus longissimus
Lineage: Eukaryota; Metazoa; Nemertea; Pilidiophora; Heteronemertea; Lineidae
Exons: 7
Coding region: 475-1671 (398 amino acids)
Biological process (GO): immune response
Cellular component (GO): membrane
Molecular function (GO): receptor ligand activity; tumor necrosis factor receptor binding
Source: RefSeq, a predicted model, not a curated record